Messenger RNA from Paecilomyces variotii, 1560 nucleotides. RefSeq names its product ran GTPase activating protein 1. The record is from RefSeq and is a predicted model, not a curated record. The transcript has a single exon. Gene Ontology annotation, cellular component: cytosol; nucleus; perinuclear region of cytoplasm. NCBI's taxonomy places the organism in Eukaryota, Fungi, Ascomycota, Eurotiomycetes, Eurotiales, Thermoascaceae. Gene Ontology annotation, biological process: activation of GTPase activity; nucleocytoplasmic transport. Gene Ontology annotation, molecular function: small GTPase binding; GTPase activator activity. Bases 196 to 1458 code for a protein of 420 amino acids.
GGGGCGAAAGAGAGUCUAGUCACAACAAAACAAGGCUUCUUUCGGCUGUCUUCAAAGCCACUGGCUCCCACCCCGCUCUUCUAGAGAUUCCUUCUUGGUCUCUUCACGGUUGUUUCUCCUUCAAAGGAAUCUUUUAGCCGUAUUUUCAAGUCGAAAAGGAUUAUCUUCGCACACAGAUACCCCCACUACCCCGCCAUGGCCCCUCCAAAGGUCUUCUCCCUCGAGGGCAAAGGACUCAAGCUCGAUACUGCUGAGGAUAUUGAGGCGCAUAUCAAGCCUCUUCUCGAAAGCAACGACUUCACCGAAGUUCGCCUUGGCGGCAACACUUUCGGUGCCCCGGCCUGCGAGCGUUUGGCGCCUGCCUUGUCUGCGCAGAAGAAUCUCGAAGUCGCCGACCUCGCCGACAUUUUCACUUCGCGCCUCCUGUCCGAGAUCCCACCUGCUCUGACCUCUCUUCUGAACGCUCUUCUCGAAAUCAAGACCCUUCACACUGUCAACCUUUCCGACAAUGCGUUCGGCCUCAACACCCAAGCGCCCCUUGUGGACUUCCUCUCACGCCACGUUCCUCUGCGCCAUCUCAUUCUGAACAACAAUGGACUGGGCCCUGCUGCUGGAACAUUGAUCGCCGACGCGCUGACAAAGCUCGCAGAGCGCAAGGAGGCCGCGCGCAAGGAAGCUAAGGAAGGAACCGAGAUUCCGCUGCUCGAGACUAUUGUCUGUGGACGCAACCGACUCGAGAAUGGCUCAAUGGCCGCAUGGGCGCGUGCCUAUGAAGCUCACGCAAAGGGUAUCCGUUCAGUGAAGAUGACCCAGAACGGAAUCAGACAGGAGGGUAUCUCCUUGCUACUCAAGGAUGGUCUGCGCCACACCAAAGCCAUCGAGGUUUUGGAUCUGCAGGACAAUACCUUCACUGCUACCGGAUCCAGUGCACUUGCAGAGGUUGUGACUGGCUGGCCUGCUCUGCGUGAGCUUGGUGUUGGUGACUGUUUGCUCUCUGCGCGAGGAGGUAUCAAGGUUGCACAAGCCUUGGCCACAGGCAAGAAUGACAAGAUUGAAACGCUCCGCCUCCAGUAUAACGACAUCACUGCUGAAGGUGUCAAGCAGUUCCUACAUGCCACGAAGACAGCACUCCCGGUGCUAAAGCGCAUUGAGCUGAACGGAAACAAGUUCUUCGAGGAUGAUGGAAACAUCGAGGAGCUGCGUGAGCUUUUGGAGGGACGUAAGGAGAAGCACGGUAAAGACGACGAUCCUGAGGACAUGUGGGGUAUUGACGAACUGGAUGAGCUGGAGGAGGACAGUGAGGAGGAAGUGGAGGAAGACGAGGACAAAGAACUCGAAGAGCACAAGGCCGCUAAGACGCUCAAAGAGACCGUCCAGUCUGAAGACGAGGAUGUUCCCCAAGAAGAUGACAAGGAGGUUGACAAGCUCGCGGAGACGCUUGGAAAGACCGGCCUGUAGACUUACGGUCCAGUGGCAAUUUACUAUAUGCACACUUGACCCGUGCUCACCCAGACAAGGACGUCUGCGACUGCCAUUCUCGCAAAAUCGACUAUUGCGAUA